AUGGACACCGACGAGGUCAUCCCGCCGCCGCCGAAGAGAACGGCGCGGCCCUCGUCGGAGAAUCCGGAUAAGCCGUUCGGUCAGCCGAGCUAUGACGGCGUGAUCGCGGGGAAGGUGUCCGGUCGGAAGUGGAAACAGGUGCGGCAGCGGAGGGCGUCGGCGACGCAGGUGAGCCGAAAGGGUACAACGUUCGAGCAGAGAGAGAGGGAGAAAAUGAUUAAGAAGGCGUACAAAGAGAGGAUGAUGGAGCUGAAGGAGGAGAUUCGGUUGAACAAGGUGGAGAAGCGGAAGAAGAGAGAGGAAAGAGAGAAGAAGAAGCAGGAGAAUAUUAUCAGAUCUGGAACCAAGUUCCAGAAGAUUACCAACCCUAACACCUUGAAGAAGAUUGCCAAAUCGAAACAGAGGAAGCAGCUUAGGUUGUUCCUGAUUAAUUGCUCAGGAAAUGGAAUAUUUGUUGUGUUUUUUAUGUUUUUCAAUUCAAUUUUUAUAUAUUUUGGUGGGAAGUUUUGUAGUAUUAUUAAGACUCCGAUUAAUGCUUAG
Sphenostylis stenocarpa is the source of this 540-nucleotide messenger RNA. Lineage: Eukaryota; Viridiplantae; Streptophyta; Magnoliopsida; Fabales; Fabaceae. The record is from the annotation of a GenBank genome assembly.